GUUAGACAGCUAGAGGAAUACAUGCUUCAGUUGCAUUGUGUUUGUGAUCCAUAAUGUACUCUGAUGUUUUACUCUUCUUUCUUCUAGUGGGAAUCUUAAAGGAAAAAGUUAAUGCAAAUCUACAAUAUGGGUGCCAGACUGAGUUUACUGAUACAUAUGCAUACAAAAAUUUUCAUCCAGUAGAUGAAAUAGCUACAUAUGCUAAUAAUGCUAUGAUAAUAAAUUUUUCUGUGAGAGCAUCAAGUGAUGCCCAUAUCCUUCUUUCUCCAACAUCAUCACUCACAUUUACUACUCCUGUAUAUGAGAUUGUUCUUGGUGCUGGACAGAACUCAUUUUCUGUAAUACGUGGAAAACAACGACGGAGGACGAUGAAUCACACAAGAACGCCAUCUAUUUUGUCUGCUACAGAAGAACGUGGCUUCUGGAUUCGUUUAACGAAUAGUCUAAUAGAAAUUGGAAAAGGAGGUGGAGAUGAAAGAAUUUUGUACGCUGCAGAUCCUCUUCCUUUACAUGUUCAAUAUGUGUGCUUCAGUACAUGGUAUCAAGUUACUGGAAAGUGGAUAUAUGGCUGUCCUACCAACAGAGGAUAUCAACAAGAAGAAGAACAAUUGACUGUAACACAGAAACUGCGUAAGGACAUGUUGACAUAUUAUGAUCCAUAUUCACGACCCACUGUUGCUGAAGAUCAAAUCACAACAGUAUACAUUGAUUUACAGUGUUUAAAUGUGAAACUGGAUGAGAAGAAAUCCAUAUUCACUGUGAAUGGGGUCAUGCGAAUGAAAUGGAAUGAUGAGAAAAUGAGAUGGAAUCCACUAGCUUACAACAAUGUUUCACUGCUGUAUUUCACAAAUCGAGAAAUAUGGCAACCAGAUAUUAUUCUUGUCAAUGCUGCUGGUCAUGGUUCUGGUCAAUUUGGAGAAACUCGAGUACUCGCAAAAUCAGACGGUUCUGUAUCCUGGUCAUCUCCAGUUCAUUUAGAGUCUUGGUGCUCAUCAGAUCUGAAUAACUGGCCAAAAGAGCAACACACCUGUGAACUUACACUAACCUUUGCCUCUAAAAGUCAGUUGCUUCAGAUGAUGACUGACAAUAGUACAAUGGGUACUGAUCAGAGCACUGGGUCGGAGUGGAACAUAAUUUCACACAUGGUUGAAUCUGCAUUGGUCUCCGUUCCUGGUUCAACUGAUCCAUUAUCUGGCAUCAUUAUUCAAAUUACAAUCAAACGAGAUAAUGAAUCGUACAAAACACUGUUUGUUGGGCCAUUCAUUGCUUGCAUUUUGAUGACAUUAGUGUCAUUUUGGCUUCCUCCUGAUGGCCAAUACAAAAUUCUUUGUUCUUGUUGUGGUAUGAUCAUACUGUCAAAAUUUAUAAUUGAGUUUGGGAAUCUGUUGCCAACUCCAGCUUACAAUGUACCACCUAUUUUGUUUGCAUAUUGUUCAGGAUUAAUAGCAAUGGCUCUUUCGCUUUUUAUUUCCACUCUUGUCAUCUGCCUCACACGUUAUAAGUUUAGAUGUGCUCUGCCAAGGAAGGUGUGUUAUAUUCUGUCGAAUAAGUACUUGCACGGAAUUCUGUUCCUGCCACCAAUAAUGAAUACAGAAGACUACUCUUAUGCAACUCUUGACGAGUUAGGGUCAAACAACAAAGAAACUUCUCCAGAAGAAACAAAAAAUACAGAACAAAUUCAGCAAUACUGGACAAUCUUAGCCACUGUAAUUGACCGUAUUUCCUGUUUUACCUAUGCUGUGUAUUUAAGCAUUUUACUUGCAACAAACAGUCCAUAGUACAUGCAUGUUUAUUUUGGCAAGCAUGUCAUUAAGUGAUUCAAAUCUUUAGUGAAAUAUCAUUGACAGCUUAUUUUAUGAUGAUCCAGACAUGGCAUGUUAUAAAAAAGCUAACACAAAAUAUGACAACCAUAGUAUGUGUAAUGUUUUAAAUUAGAAAUUACUACUGAAGUACGUAAAGUGGCAAAUAAAAAAGUUAGUGUUUGUCCAACAUGACACACACACACACACACACACACACACACACACACACACACACACCACCACCACCACCACCACCACCGAACUAUGGAGCACAAGAUUACAUUGGAAUAGAAACUAAAAAGGAACAUGACAGAAAAGAUUAAGAAUUCUGAAAUCGGAAACAGCUUAUGCAUGACAUGUAAGUAUAAGUGAAAGGGGCAAGUAGCUGUAAUUGUAAAGAAAAAAAAUUAAUUACAAAGAAACUGGAAAAGUGAAUGUGUAUAAGAACUAAAAAAAAAAGAGAUGAAAUUGAAAAAAUGGAAAUUGACCCAUGCAUUGUUCCUAACGUUACUUUGCAUUCAUUUCAUUCUACUUCUUUGUUCUGAGUUCUUUGAUAUUAUUUUUCAUUUCUGCCUUUUUUAACUGUUUCACUUUCCCUAUCAUUAUCUUUUACCUACCCAUUUGUUGCUCUUCUUACACAUUCCCUUUAGUUUCUUCACCUCUGCACUUUUACUGAAUUAAUAAACAUGCCUGCCUGCCAUAGGACUCGACCAAUUUUUCAGCAUUUAGCAUUUGAUAUGCUGUGUUUCACACAAUGUUAUCUAAGCAUGGCCAGCAAACAAAUACAUGAUAUUCCAGUUGCUACAACUAUUCAAAUAAGGAACUACAACCUGUGAAACAAUGUUACUGACACGUGAAUUGUUGUAGUUUCUUGACUUUUUUUUCUAAUUGGUUUUGAACUACGAUGUUGACAAACUAUUAAGUCUUUGCCUUUCAAAUGUGUAGGCUACACCAUAUAGGGAACACAAAAGAUCUAUACCAAAACUAAACCAAAGGCCAACAGAUUGAGUUGGAAUGCUGAUUGUUCCAUACUGCUGUAGCAUCAUUUCCUGCUUAAAGGAAACAGAUCUAACUGAAAGACACAGAUCUGACAAAAAGCUAAUGCACACAGAAACUAAAGAAGAACUCCUGUCCUGUCAGGGCUAGUAUAUUACUAUGCAUAAUUCAAGUUACCAUAAUGUGUGGGGACAAGGCUAUAAUUAAUUUCAAUAAUAUUUCUCACCUCUUUCCAAUUUUCCUUCUUUCAUCUCUCCCCUUCCAAAUACACUUUGUCACACUUUCUCUUAAAAGAGGAAUUCUUCCUUGUUUCCAACAUAGAUCUUUUAUAUGCCUUUAUUGUGACUACAUUUUAUUUAGUUCCCUUCGAUGACAUAAACAUAGCUGCCAUCCUUGAAGAAGCUUUCAGCAGUCACAUGGCAAAUACAGAGGAUGUUACUUGGGUAAUUACUACCUUUGUAAUGAACUAGCUAAUUUGGUAAAAAUGCUGAAUGUUAAACUACAGUUGGGGAAUAUGAAGUUUAUUAUUAGAGGUAAAAGAGAGACUGAGUGUACAAUGUGACUGUAUGUACUGUGUAUUUCGUGUGUGUCUUGCCAAAUUAACUGUAACAGACACAGUAAAUUACUAUUGGUUAUCUA
Molecule: messenger RNA, 3437 nt
Organism: Schistocerca piceifrons (Central American locust)
Lineage: Eukaryota; Metazoa; Arthropoda; Insecta; Orthoptera; Acrididae
Product: neuronal acetylcholine receptor subunit alpha-10-like
Exons: 10
Coding region: 54-1778 (574 amino acids)
Biological process (GO): regulation of membrane potential; signal transduction; monoatomic ion transmembrane transport
Cellular component (GO): neuron projection; membrane; synapse
Molecular function (GO): extracellular ligand-gated monoatomic ion channel activity; transmembrane signaling receptor activity; neurotransmitter receptor activity
Source: RefSeq, a predicted model, not a curated record